GCUUUUUAUCUUCUUUACGGUCCGAAUCCCCUCUUUUUUCGUUUUCUUCUUCUACAAUUAUUCUACAAUUAAACACUGAUCGGUUGAUAGGUCAAACGCGACAAGAUUGGCUCGGAAAAUUCGUCGGAAAACGAGAGGGAAAGUGAGAAAAUCUGGGAAAGAAGGAAAAUGCACUCGUUAAACCUCAAGGUUCUUGCAGAUUUCAAUGCGGGAACCACAAGGUGUAGGCCGCCUGGUCGAUUGAGCUUUGGAGUUGCAGAUUUCGAGGCCGGUACGAGGAGGCAAUGGUUGAAUUGCAGAAGUUGGGGGAAGACGAGUAGGAUCGUUGCCUGUUCGUCGGAGAGAAGUGGUGGUGCGGAGAGUCAGCAGAGUUCGAGUUCAUAUCUUUCUCGUAGCCAAACCUAUGCUAUGUUGAAGCAGCAAAUGGAAGUUGCUGCAAAAUCUGAGGACUACAAGGAGGCAGCAAGAAUUCGUGAUUCAUUGAAAUUAUUUGAGGAAGAGGAGCCGAUUUUGCGUCUUCGGAGAUUGCUGAAAGAGGCCAUUGCUGACGAAAGGUUUGAGGAUGCAGUUAGGAUCCGUGAUGAAAUGAAGGAUAUUGCUCCGCACUCUCUCUUGAAAUGUUUGAGCGAUGCAACAACCUUGGGGGUCAGGGUUCAAGUGAGGAGUGUGUACAUUGAAGGUCGAAGUCAGCCUUCGAAAGGCCAGUACUUUUUUGCUUAUAGAAUAAGAAUUACCAAUAACUCAGACCGGCCUGUUCAACUUCUCAGAAGGCACUGGAUUAUCACUGACGGAAAUGGGAGAACUGAAAAUGUUUGGGGAAUCGGAGUUAUAGGUGAACAGCCGGUUAUACUUCCCAACACUGGUUUUGAGUACUCAUCUGCAUGCCCAUUAAGCACUCCCAGUGGGAGAAUGGAGGGUGACUUUGAGAUGAAACAUAUUGAUAAAGUAGGAUCACAGACAUUCAAUGUGGCUAUUGCCCCCUUUUCUCUCUCCACAUACGAAGAUGGCACUGAUACAUUUUGAGUCCUGAAUUGUGGCACUGCUUAAGAGAGAUGGAAAAUGCAUUGUCAAAAUGUACGAAGCUUCUAUCAAAGCAAGAGAGCAAAAAGCUGUAAUUUAGUGUCAGAGAAGUUGACAUAUAUAGAGAUGUAAAGUUUCUUUUUUAUUUUUUAUUUUUUAUUUUUAUAAAUAUAGGAUAAGAAUUCAAUGUAGUUGUAUUUGUGUGUCAUUGUGGAACUUCAUUGUCGAUAUUAUGUAUUGCCAUCUACGAAAGAAUUCAGUGUCUAGACUCUAGAGAUGAAUGUAUAUAUACAUCACGACAGUAUCAAAUGAAACUAUGUUGACCUUUACUGAA
Molecule: messenger RNA, 1354 nt
Organism: Cornus florida
Lineage: Eukaryota; Viridiplantae; Streptophyta; Magnoliopsida; Cornales; Cornaceae
Exons: 6
Coding region: 169-1023 (284 amino acids)
Molecular function (GO): protein binding
Source: RefSeq, a predicted model, not a curated record